UUUUAGAAAACUGACCAGUUUUAAAUAACGUUCAAUAUUAACAAGUACAUAAAUUGGAAAUUUUCUCAGUUCUAUUGUAACAGAGUACAAAGUAGUGCGAUACAAUUUACUUUUGCCGUCGAUCAUUUGAGCGGUGUAAAAAUAUGAUACGAGUUAUAUAUGUUUGUGUUUUGUUUGUCGCUCUGACAAAAUCAUUAGUUGCUGAAAAAUAUCUCACGAAAAAGCCGGAUUUUAUCAAUCCUUGCAAACAAACGGAUCCAAGUUUUAGUCAAUGUUUUGCAAAGAGUUUCCAAGCUAUUUAUUCGGAAUAUAAAGAUGGUAUACCAGGCUUAAAAAAUUUUGGAUCUAUUGAUCCCCUAAGUGUGAAGCGUGUCAAAAUAGCGGAAGACGGCAAUGGUCCAGUGGCAAUUAACAUUGAAUUUAACAAUAUGGACGUAAUUGGAUUUAGUAAGACCACCAUCAAAGAUGCACGUUUUGACCAAUCAAAAUUAACAAUCAAAAUAAAAAUUUAUGUGCCGAAAAUUAUUAUCAAAUCAGAUUACAGUAUGAACGGGCGUAUAUUGACCUUGCCAUUGAACGGUAAUGGAAAAUCUCAUCUGGAAAUGGAGAACAUGGAAUUGGAUACCAUAUGCAAGCUGAAACGUCGUGAGGAGGAUGGUGUGAAAUUUGCCGACGUCGAUAAAGUACUUAUGAAUAUCAAAGUGAGUGGAUUUCAUGUUCAAUUGGAUAAUCUUUUCAAUGGCCAGGAGGUUUUGGAACAAACAGCCAAUAAUCUGUUCAACGACAAUUGGAGUGAACUUUUCGAAGCAUUGCGACCUUCAAUAACAGAAACGAUAAGAUCUGUAACGGAAGAUCGUUUCAAAAAAGUUUUCGCCUUUUUGCCGGUUAAGUAUUUCAUUGAAGACUAUGAAUAAUUAUUAUCUUUGAUUGGCAUAUUUUUGUUUAAACUAUUAAAAAAAUUGCAAUAAAAAGUAUUUCAUUCAUGAA
Musca domestica (house fly) is the source of this 987-nucleotide messenger RNA. Its product is annotated as protein takeout. The transcript has 5 exons. NCBI's taxonomy places the organism in Eukaryota, Metazoa, Arthropoda, Insecta, Diptera, Muscidae. The coding region runs from base 144 to 914 and encodes 256 amino acids. The record is from RefSeq and is a predicted model, not a curated record.